UUUCUAUAUAUAUAUUUCUCUAGUCAUCUCUCUAAAUUCAAUCGACUAUUGUAGUAUUUUGAUAAGAAAGUUAACCAAAUUUUUCUACAAACGGAGAAAACAAACCCCUCCUCUUCUCUUCAAGCUUCAGGUUUGGGUGUUGAGAAAAAAAACAGAGAUUUGUGUUUUGGGUUAGCCCCUGGAAACCAUCCAUGUGAAAAGGUACCCAGAAAGGAGCCUUUUUAACCGUUUGAAGAAUAUAUAUAGACAUAGAGAUGCAGAAAAGGCGCGCAGCUUCAGCUGGAGGCUUAUUUUUCAUGAUCAAGAAUGUUUGUUGCUUUGAUUCGUCCUCAUCAGACACAGGGAAAGGGCAAAGUAAGUCUUCCAACAAGAAAGUGGCUCAUGGAUUCCACUUGGUGGAAGGGCAGUCUGGUCAUGACAUGGAGGACUACCAUGUUGCUGAAUACAGAAAUAAGAAGGGCCGGGUGCUUGGACUCUUUGCGAUAUAUGAUGGUCACCUUGGUGACAGUGUUCCAAGUUAUUUAAAGGAUAAUCUUUUCAACAACAUACUUGAUGAGCCAAAUUUCUGGAAAGAUCCAGAGGCAGCAAUAAGGAAUGCAUACUGCUCCACUGAUAAAUUUAUUCUGGAGAACUCUAUGCAAUUAGGGCCCGGUGGCUCAACAGCUGUAACUGCAAUUGUUGUUGAUGGCAAAGAUCUAUGGGUGGCGAAUAUUGGUGAUUCCAGAGCUGUAGUAUCUGAGAGGGGCUCUGCCAAGCAACUUACUGUGGACCAUGAACCACGCACUGAACGAAGAAGGAUUGAAAAGCAGGGUGGCUUUGUCACUAAACUUCCUGGAGAUGUGCCUCGGGUUAAUGGUCAACUUGCAGUUGCACGUGCUUUUGGAGAUCAAAGCCUUAAAGCACAUUUAAGUUCAGACCCUGAUGUACGACAUAUACCAAUUGACUCGACUAUAGAGUUCAUUAUAUUGGCAAGCGAUGGCUUAUGGAAGGUGAUGGCAAACCAAGAGGCAGUUGACAUGGUGAAAUCUAUUAAAGAUCCUCAGGCAGCGGCCAAACGUUUGACAACGGAAGCAUUGGCGAGAAAGAGUAAAGACGAUAUUUCAUGCAUUGUGAUCCGCUUUGGGUGAUGCUUGGGUAUAAAUUGUGCACCAUCACAUCCACUUGAAUCACCCUGCUUUCUUCUGGUUCCAUUGGAUGGUUCAGAUGGUGAUAAUGUGACUCAAAGAGCUUUUAUGUGGUUACAUUUUUUCCUUGCAACAAUAGUUAUGUUGGUGUCAGUGUGAUUCAUAUUUCUGUUUUAAUAGGGGAAGAGAAUAUCUCAUUAAUCCAUGACCGACCCCUUUAACUUGCAUGUGCCCAUACACAGUUUUUUCUUUUUCCUUUAUUUAUUUAUUUAUUUAUUUUGUUCCUUUUUUUUUGUUUUUUUUUUUUUUUUUUUUUGGGUAGGUGAGGAGGGUGAGGUGAGAUUAAUGAGGUAUUCCUUAUUUUUACUGGACAGUAAAGGGUGAAGGAGAGAAAAAUCAUUUAUAUAUGGUGUGUACAUUAAUGGACACAAAUAAAUUGAGGAGGAACAUUCAUUUAAAUAUUUGAGUUGUA
This is a messenger RNA of Cornus florida, 1596 nucleotides long. RefSeq names its product probable protein phosphatase 2C 44. Gene Ontology annotation, cellular component: cytosol; nucleus. The transcript is spliced from 5 exons. NCBI's taxonomy places the organism in Eukaryota, Viridiplantae, Streptophyta, Magnoliopsida, Cornales, Cornaceae. The record is from RefSeq and is a predicted model, not a curated record. The coding region runs from base 255 to 1127 and encodes 290 amino acids. Gene Ontology annotation, biological process: protein dephosphorylation. Gene Ontology annotation, molecular function: protein serine/threonine phosphatase activity.